Molecule: messenger RNA, 1567 nt
Organism: Anolis sagrei ordinatus
Lineage: Eukaryota; Metazoa; Chordata; Lepidosauria; Squamata; Anolidae
Product: quinone oxidoreductase-like protein 2
Cellular component (GO): mitochondrion
Molecular function (GO): oxidoreductase activity
Source: RefSeq, a predicted model, not a curated record
GAAAGUGUCUGGGGGGCGGAGUGGGAAGGAAAGAAGGAAGAGAAAAAGUGUGCCUUUCACACUCUGGAGUCUGCUGAUUCGACCUGCUGGUGGAUCCAUGGAGCUGUCGCGCUGGUUUUUGGGGGCCUGGCGCGCUUUCCGGCACAUGGGCUGCAGGAGGGAUCCUUUUGGCCAAGGUUUGCAGAGACCCUCGUUUUUGCAGCCCCAAAGGGCCUAUCGCGCAGCAGUUUGCAUGGAGGUGAACAAGCCCUUGGUUGUUCAGGAUGUCCCCUCUGCUUUGCUGCAACCACAUGAGGUCAGAAUUCGUGUCCGUUGCUGUGGGGUAAAUUUUGCUGACAUACUGGCUUGCCAGGGCCUUUACCAAGAAAAACAUUCCCUUCCAUUCACUCCAGGGAUGGAGUUUUCGGGAGAUGUGUUGGAGACAGGCAAGGCUGUAACCACCAUGAAGGAGGGUGAUCGUGUCAUUGGUGUGACUGGUACCAACGCAAUGGCUGAGGAGUAUAUCACAGAUCCAAAGUUGCUCUGGACCAUCCCAAAGCAAGUUUCCUAUGAAGAUGCUGCAGCACUGCCCGUUUCUUAUGGGACAGCCAUCUUAGCCCUUGAACACAGAGCACAGACACAGCCAGGGGAGACUGUUUUGGUGACUGCAGCAGCUGGUGCCACGGGACUUGCAGUCGUGGAUGUGGCUACUCAUAUUCUUAAGGCAAAGGUGAUCGCAGCAGCAGGAAGUGAUGGAAAAUGCAACUUGGCUCUCCAGAAAGGGGCUUUUCGUAGUGUGAAUUAUAGCGGGACCAACCUGAGAGAAGAAGUGAAGAAGCUAACAGUGAAUAAAGGAGUAGACGUGGUUAUUGACACCGUUGGUGGGGACAUCUUUAAGGAGGCAUUGCACAGCCUGGCUUGGGAAGGUAGGAUUGUAGUGGUUGGUUUUGCCGGAGGAACUAUCCCUUCUAUUCCAGCCAAUCUGCUGCUUCUGAAGAAUAUAUCUGCCCUGGGACUGUUCUGGGGCCGGUAUCGUGAGCAAGAUUUCCCGGUCUUUUCCUCCACAAUCUCAUCUGCUGUUUUGCACUGCCAGGAAGGACGAAUCCAACCACAUAUAGGAGCAGUGUUCAGACUGGAAGAGAUAAAUGAAGCUUUUGCCCACGUGACCCAACGUAAAUCUACAGGCAAGGUUGUCAUCUCAAUUACUUAACCCGAUUUUUCACCGAAACCUGCCACUGACCUCCAUUGCUGCUACAUCCUGUUGAAGAGGAAGAGGUCCAACACCAUGAAAGUCAAAUGAAUUUUCGAUCACAGGAGGACAUAAACUAUUCAGACAGAGCACUUGAAUUUCUGACUCUAUUAUAGUUUCUAUGAUAAUUUAACACUGGUGAUAUUAUGUACUUGUUUGAUUUGUCUCAUAACACUUCCCAGCUCUUGGUGAUCUUGCAGAGAUGCUGUAUAGUCCACAGUCUCUUUUAUUACUUUAUUCUGCAAGUUGCCAUUGACAAGGAUGGCAGCUUACGAGUCAAUUGUGAGGUUAUGUCAUCAUCAUCUCCUGAUAACUAAUAAAAAGAGUCUAAAGGUCUAA